AGAACUGUUAACCCCUUCUCUUCUUUCUUUCUUUCUCCACAUUCACACACCCACCACCAGUCAAUGUCUGAAUAACUGUCUUCCAUUUCGGCGGCCUCACGUUUCUCAGUUCCUUCCUCUUCGCCCCUAUAUAACUUUUUCUACUACUUUUCAGUUUACGUUUCUCAAUUUUCCCUAAAAAAACCACAAGAUCUUGAUCACGAUGACCUCUGUUGCUUUCAAUCCGGUCUAGGUUUUACCUAAAUCGGAUGCUUAGUUAUAUAUAUCUGAAAAAGGUUUGUCUAGUUAGUUCUAGUGUGAGAUCUGAGUGAUUGUUUCAUGGCGGAAGCCCGUCGCUACGCACUUGCUGCUCAGUUAGAUAUUGAUCAAAUACUUUUAGAAGCACAGCAUCGAUGGCUUCGACCUGCAGAAAUAUGUGAAAUUCUUCGAAAUUAUACCAAGUUCCGGAUUGCUUCAGAGCCUGGAAAUAGGCCUCCAAAUGGUUCACUUUUUCUGUUUGACCGGAAGGUGUUGAGGUAUUUCAGAAAAGAUGGACAUAACUGGAGGAAGAAAAAAGAUGGGAAGACUGUUAAAGAAGCUCACGAAAGGCUCAAAGCUGGAAGCAUUGAUGUGUUACACUGCUACUAUGCUCAUGGAGAAGAUAAUGAAAAUUUUCAGAGGCGUAGCUAUUGGUUGCUUGAAGAGGAGCUAUCAAAUAUUGUUCUAGUCCACUACCGUGAAGUAAAGGGGAGUAGGACAAACACAAACCGUGUUAGAGAGGUUGGAGAAGCUACUCCCAACUCCUUGGAAAGUGAAGAGAACAUAUCUAGUUCAGAAGUGGAUAGUUCUGUUUCUUCUAAAUUUCGGACAUUUAAUUACCCUGUGGCUUCACAAACUACUGAAAACAGUACACAAGCUUCAGAAUAUGAAGAUGCUGAGUCAGCAUAUUCUCACCAAUCUACUUCCAGAUACGGUUCUAUCCUCAAUUUGCAGCCAAAGACCGACGAUCAGCUCUCUAUGCCUUAUUAUCCAGCUCCUCCUUCAAAUGAUUAUGAUGCAAAAUUUCAAGUGAAUCCCGAUAUGAGUUUUGUCUCGCUCAUGCAAGGGGGCAAAAUUGACAACAAUCCUGAUGCGGGUUUUACAUAUAAACCCCAGAAAAAUCUUGACAUGCCAGCUUGGGACAAUGACUUUGAAGGGUAUCAGUCAACUCAUCUCUCAACUCAACCUUAUAACCCUAAUAUCUUGACCCAUGGGAAUGAGAUGCCACGUCAGAUUAUGCCAGAUGGAUCCAAUAAAAUGCAGGAAUUCAGAGGAAAUCCAGGGUGGCAGCUUGAUGGACCAUAUAAUGUCCCCUCUAGGUUUCAAGAAGAACUUAGUUAUGCAGAAAUUUUCAAAGCCUUUGAGUCUAACGACACCAUUGAUCACAACAAUCCUCUAAUAACACAAAUCAACAUGGAAUCACAUGUAACAAAUGAAGAUGGUGGAAGACAUCUACAACCAAAUCUUGAGAGCAAUCCAAAUCCAAGUGUAGAUGAAAAACCUGGGUCUCUGAAAUCACCAUUCCUGGAAGGAUUCAAGAAGGAAGGAAUUAAGAAGCUUGACAGCUUUGACCGAUGGAUGAGCAAAGAACUUGGAGAUGUAAAGGAGUCACAAACACAGUCCACUUCUGGGACUUAUUGGGAGGCUGUUGAAAGUGAGAAUGGAGUUGAUGAUUCCAUUAUUAGCCCACAAGUGCACUUGGAUACUUAUGUUUUAGGCCCUUCUCUCUCCCAGGACCAGCUGUUUAGCAUCAUUGACUUUUCUCCCAACUGGGCUUAUGCUGGCUCCGAAAUCAAGGUUUUAGUAACUGGAAGAUUCCUAAGGAGUCAACAAGAAUUACAACAUUGUGAAUGGGCAUGCAUGUUUGGGGAAUUAGAAGUUCCUGCAGAAGUCGUAGCAGAUGGUGUUCUUCGUUGUUACACCCCCGGGCACAAGUCAGGCAGGGUCCAUUUUUAUGUCACAUGUUCCAAUAGAGUCGCAUGCAGUGAAGUACGUGAAUUCGAAUUCAAAGUGAAUGAGAAUCUCAGUCAAGACAUGGAUGGUGUUCAAGACAUCAAUGCUGACAACUCUAAUGGGACGCUUCUCCAUAUGCGAUUCGUGAAACUGCUAUCACUUGGUCCGGAGACUGCCCGAAACUCUGCCCGAAGUGUGGUUGACCCUGAACUGUUGAACCAGCUUAGUAGGUUGAUUCAGGAGGAUGAUAGAGAGUGGGAGCAAUACCCGUCUGAAAAAGCACAGAAUCAGCUUCUUGAAAGGCUGCUUAAAGAGAAGCUGUAUGCAUGGCUUAUUCAUAAGGUGGGAGAAGGUGGGAAAGGCCCGAGUGUGUUGGAUGAAGGGGGGCAGGGGGUGUUGCAUUUUGCAGCGGCUCUUGGUUAUGAUUGGGCUAUUCCGGCCACAGUUGCUGCCGGUGUUAGUAUUAACUUCCGUGAUGUCAAUGGAUGGACUGCUCUCCAUUGGGCUGCAUCUUGUGGCAGAGAGCGUACAGUAGCAUUCCUGAUUUCAGAAGGUGCAUUAGCGGGUGCAUUAACGGAUCCAUCUCCAACAUACCCAUCAGGCAGAACACCUGCAGACUUAGCCUCCGCCAACGGCGACAAAGGAAUCGCCGGUUACUGUGCGGAAGCCGCCCUAAGCACCCACCUCGAACAACUCAAACUAAAAGACCGUGAUUCCAAAGCCAAAGCCGUACAGACAGUCUCCGAGAGGACCCCAACACCACCCGGGUACGGGGACAUGCCGCAAGGCCUGUCUCUCAAGGACUCACUGGCGGCAGUCUGUAAUGCCACCCAAGCUGCCGCCCGCAUCCAUCAAGUGUUUAGGGUUCAGUCGUUUCAAAAGAAGCAGAUGAAAGGCGGUGAAUUUGAAAUGACAGAGGAGCGCGCGGUUUCCAUGGCUUUGAAGUCAUCUAGAAUGGGAGGACAGCAUGAUGAGCCUGUACAUGCUGCUGCUGCUGCUGUCAGGAUACAGAAUAAGUUUAGAAGUUGGAAAGGGAGGAAAGAUUUUUUGAUGAUGAGGCAAAGAAUCGUCAAAAUUCAGGCACAUGUUAGAGGGCAUCAAGUUCGGAAAAACUACAAAAAGAUAGUGUGGUCGGUGGGAAUACUAGACAAGGUGAUUUUGCGGUGGAGGCGUAAAGGAAGCGGUUUGCGAGGGUUUAAGCCGGAACCAGUGGCUGAAGGCAGCACCAGCACUACCACAACAGUGGCAAAAUCUGGAAAGGAGGAGGAUGAUGACUUCUUCAAAGAAGGAAGGAAGCAAACAGAGCAGCGACUGCAGAAAGCCCUUGCAAGAGUCAAGUCCAUGGUUCAGUACCCUGAGGCAAGAGAUCAGUACCGUAGAUUGCUUAAUGUUGUCAAUGACAUGCAGGAAAGUAAGGCUGUAUAUGAUAAGGCUUUGGAGAGUUCAGAAGAAGCCAUUGACUUUGAUGAGGACCUGAUUGACCUUGACGCCUUGCUAGAUGAUGAUGAUGCCUUUAUGAACAUCUGAGCCUUAUUGCUUUCCUGUAUUUGGAUUGUGGGCUGUGGCAUAUAUAUAUAUAAAGCUUUAUUUUGUAAAUGCUAUUAUUGUUUGAUUUAAAGUGGGACUUGAACUGGACUGGACUGGACUGCUUAGGAACAUUGUUAUGUUAUCUCUGUACAUUAUAAUAUGCUUCUUACCAUGUACUAAACCAAAUACUUCUGACUUUAAUAUUAUUACUUGAAACAUCAA
This is a messenger RNA of Lactuca sativa (garden lettuce), 3720 nucleotides long. It is a transcript of the gene SR1, whose product is annotated as signal responsive 1. Gene Ontology annotation, molecular function: transcription coregulator activity; protein binding; double-stranded DNA binding. Gene Ontology annotation, cellular component: nucleus. Gene Ontology annotation, biological process: regulation of transcription by RNA polymerase II. The record is from RefSeq and is a predicted model, not a curated record. NCBI's taxonomy places the organism in Eukaryota, Viridiplantae, Streptophyta, Magnoliopsida, Asterales, Asteraceae.